CGUUGAUAGGCGGGGCGGCGGCGACACGUGCGGCGGCACCAGGAAGUGGUGGCGGGGCCGCGGCGGGCAGCGCCGGGCGGUCAGCAUGAUCCCAGGGCACGGGCCGGUGAUCCAGGCGGUGCUGGGAACCUUCCUCACCUGGGGGCUGACAGCUGCUGGCUCGGCGCUGGUGUUUGUGUUUUCCAGCGGGCAGAGGCGGAUCCUAGAUGGGAGCUUAGGCUUUGCUGCGGGGGUCAUGCUGGCCGCUUCCUACUGGUCACUUCUGGCCCCGGCUAUCGACAUGGCAGAGGAGUCCGGCAGCUUCGGUGCCUUCGCUUUCUUCCCAGUGGCCGUGGGCUUCGCUCUGGGAGCAGCUUUUGUGUACUUCGCCGACCUGCUCAUCCCGGCACUGGGUUUCAGCGGGCCUCCCCAUGCAGCGUUUGCCUUGAGCUGUGACCAACGAGUGGUGAAGGAAAAAUAUGAGCAUGAACCUGCCCAUCCCCUGGACUACGAGAGCGAGUUGUCCAUCCGGAUAGGUAGAGCUGGGCUCCAUCCAGACAAAGGUGAGAACGGGGAGCCCUACCAGAGGAGGAAGGGUGCGGGGGCCAGCCUGCCAGACGGCCCCCCAGCGUUCCCCGUGGCCAGGGACGGUGCCCCGUCGGCCGGCAGCAGCAGCUGGAGGCGGAUUAUGCUGAUGAUCCUCGCUAUAACCAUCCACAACAUCCCAGAGGGUCUGGCAGUGGGAGUUGGAUUUGGGGCUAUUGGAAAAUCCACAUCUGCGACCUUCCACAGUGCCAGGAACUUGGCCAUUGGGAUUGGGAUUCAGAAUUUCCCGGAGGGCCUGGCUGUCAGCUUGCCUUUACGCGGUGCGGGAUUUUCAACAUGGAAAGCGUUCUGGUACGGGCAGCUGAGCGGCAUGGUGGAGCCCUUAGCUGGCAUCUUUGGUGCCUUCGCCGUGGUGGUGGCGGAGCCUCUACUCCCCUACGCCUUGGGCUUUGCUGCCGGAGCGAUGGUCUACGUGGUGAUGGACGAUAUCAUCCCCGAGGCGCAGACCAGUGGCAACGGGAAGCUGGCGUCCUGGACUUCGAUAUUAGGAUUUGUGGUGAUGAUGUCCCUGGACGUUGGGCUGGGGUAGGGAAGCGUGCCGUUCCCCAGGAGAAGACUUCAGAGCCAUUUGUGCAGCGGUGUUUGGAACUGGACACACGUUAUCCUCUAGACUUUUUUUGUAUAUAUAUUUUUUUGGAUCUGGUUCGGUGUUGAUUUCCUAUAAUUUUAUAUCUCUUCCUCCCUUCCAAUGUCAUGUUGAUGGUUUUCAAAGCACAAAUACGGGUGGUUCCGUGCAGGUCCUGGUUUCCUUUCACCACCAGAUUUUCUUUUCCUCCCAGGAGGGUCGCUGGACCCCACAUUGGCCAGGCUGCAGGUCACCCUGUCCUUUCCCUGCCACGCUGGGCUGGUUUCUGAGUUAGGUCGCUCUGGGUUUUGGUCAUCUUUGUUCUGUAGAAGAUUAGAAAUUUGAUGUCGCGUGUUUAAGCUGGUCUGUGGUUAAGUACCAAGGCAUUUGAAUGGAGUAAACUCCUCACAGAGCCUCAACUUGGCACUGUCCUGGAAGGGCAGGUGGAAGGUGUUAGGGCCAAGAUAACACGUACAGUCCUCUGUGGGAUCGCAGGUCUCGUGUAUCCCGCUGGGCCUUGGGAGUGUUUUAGGGUAUUUGUUUUGAUGGAUGCAAACAGUCCAGGCAAAUAAAAAUGAAUUGUCUUGGGAUCUCUGUAAGAGGGAAAUGUCAUUUUUUCCUGAGUUUAUCUCCUAGGUGGGGCAUUGAUCCACUGCACUGUGUCCAAUAUCCCAAGGCUUUCUCUGAAAAAAAAAACCAAAAAACAAACAAAUGGGAAGGAAGAAUUUUUGCGUUUUCUAGCAUGUACUUUUUGAAAAGGCAAGAUGUGGUCACCAGUGUUGUCGUUGAUGUGCUGCCUGCGUGGUGCAGAGCGGGAUGUGUUUCCACACGAGCCCGUGGCUGUGUCUGGCCUUGCUGAGCGAUUGCUGGUUUACGGCUGCUGCUUCCAAUGGUUCAUAACUCCCCAGAAAACCAGCGCAGGGCUUUCCCAGCGGUGGCCCUGGUCGCGCUUCACCCCACAGAAGAGCUCAGAGCUGAGCCAGGACCUGAGCGUGCUGGGAGCCCUCAUCUCACUGGGCAGCGUCAGGAUGAAAUAAUUCAUCAGGGUGAAUUAAUUAUCGUACCUGAGGAGCCAGAAACGUGCACCGUGCGUACCUGCCUCUUCACCCUUUGCUUUUCAAGCAUCUCUUGUUGAACGGCUGUUCCCAAGCAGGCAGGAUUAGUCCCUUCCAGGCUGAGGAGCCAGCCUUGCCCGUCCCUCCCUGUGCCUGCUGCAGGCUCAAGCGAGGAGCAAAAUGCUGAAGGUGGAAGGAUGCUGUGAACCCCACCUCCCUCUUCGCUAGGGAUGCUCGUGUCUGUGGUAAGAAGGGCUUCAUGAGUCCCCUCAGCAGGAAUAACUGGAUUGCCUGGCUGCUGCCUGCAUCUCGGUCCCUCCAUGGCCAUGCAGCUCUCGGGGGAGCGAGGCUGCGGGUGGGGGGGUCAGGGACCACCGUUCCAUCCUGCUGGAGAAGCUGCAGGAAGGGCGGCCAAAGGGAACGGGCUUGAAUAAGCUAAGCUAGAGCCAUGCAUUUCUGUUUGGUUCAUUUAUUUUAUUUUUUUGGUUGGAUUUCAUUUGUACUUCGUGUGUCACUCUGGAUGAUACAAAACUACUGUUUGCCAAUGGAUUUGACCUUUUAACUGUGAUUGUUUUCAAAUAAAUGGGAAAUUCAGA
Falco peregrinus (peregrine falcon) is the source of this 2801-nucleotide messenger RNA. It is a transcript of the gene SLC39A11, whose product is annotated as solute carrier family 39 member 11. The transcript is spliced from 10 exons. NCBI's taxonomy places the organism in Eukaryota, Metazoa, Chordata, Aves, Falconiformes, Falconidae. The record is from RefSeq and is a predicted model, not a curated record. Gene Ontology annotation, molecular function: zinc ion transmembrane transporter activity. Gene Ontology annotation, biological process: zinc ion transmembrane transport. Gene Ontology annotation, cellular component: membrane. The coding region runs from base 86 to 1114 and encodes 342 amino acids.